Messenger RNA from Fragaria vesca subsp. vesca, 1572 nucleotides. RefSeq names its product TPR repeat-containing thioredoxin TTL4-like. The transcript is spliced from 6 exons. The record is from RefSeq and is a predicted model, not a curated record. The coding region runs from base 137 to 1222 and encodes 361 amino acids. NCBI's taxonomy places the organism in Eukaryota, Viridiplantae, Streptophyta, Magnoliopsida, Rosales, Rosaceae. Gene Ontology annotation, molecular function: protein binding. Gene Ontology annotation, cellular component: cytoplasm.
UGUCACCAGAGAAGUUUUUCACAAGCAUGGUUUAAGUUCUAGCGCAGGUCAUUAUUAUGGCCAUGGAAACAUCAUUAAGGGGUUUAAUAGCAUAACACAACUUCAAAGCCCUGGAAGUGUGGAAGAGAUCAACAAUAUGGCCAAUUUGAAAUAUAGAAAGGGAUACUUUAAGGAGGCAGUACCCUUGUAUGAUAAGGCCAUUGCGUUGUGCCCUCAGAAUGCUAUUUACCAUACCAAUAAGGCUGCAGCAUUGAUCAGCCUUGGUAGAUUCACUGAAUCUGUGGAAGAGUGCCUAAAGGCAAUCAAAUGUGAUCCAUCAUGCUCUCGUGCCCAUUAUAGGCUUGGAACUCUUUUUACUAGGUUUGGUCAAGUUGAUGAUGCAAGAUGGCAUUUCAUGUUAUCUGAUAAGAAUAUUGGCUCAGAAACUAUGCAGCGUCUAUCACGUAUUGAAGCUCAUUAUGUAAAUACUAACAAGGCCAGGAAGGUUAAAGACUGGGGUGGCGUUUUGAGAGAAAGCACUUUAUGUAUUGAAGCUGGAGUAGAUGCAUCAAACCAGUUGGUUGCUUUAAAAGCUGAGGCUCUAUUUAAGCUUCAAAGGGUAGAGGAAGCUUUUGAACUAGUAAAUGCUGCAAGUCAUUCGGAAGAAAGUAGAGUCACAAAACCUCGCAAGGGUACAGCAUGCUUGCUGAUCAUUGAAACCAAGCUCCAUUUGUAUCUCGGAAGAUUUGAGAAGGGAGUUAAGUCUGCAGAAAAAGCUGUGGACAUGGAUUCAACCGGGAAGUCUCUAAAGUGGCUGAAGAAAGCUAGGGGUGCUGCAGAAGCCAGGAAAUGUGGAAAUGACUACUACAAGGAUAAAAAAUACUUGGAGGCAUGCACAAUGUUUGGCCAGGGUCUGCAGUAUGUUCCUACAAACAAUGUCUUACUUUGUGAUCGAGCUGCUUGCAGGUCUAAGCUUGGACAGUGGAAAAUGGCCAUUGACGAUUGCAAUGCAGCUUUAAGAGAACGACCUAAUUUCCACAAAGCUCUUCUAUGGCGUGCUCACUCUUAUGCUAGGCUUAGGAGAUGGAAGGAUUCUUUAAAGGACUAUUCUGCCUUGAGCAAGGAGUUUCCAGGAGAUGAAUUUAUUGCCAGCUCUCUUGAUCAAGUAAAAAAGGAAUUGAAGGCUCGAGCUCAUGGUAGAUUCUCAAGCCUUGAGCCAAUAAUGGAAACAUAUAUCUAUUAGUCAAAAUUUCCAGCUUAUUGUUCCGUUCUUAAGCUUGAGCAUUUGCAAAACAUAGAUUAGGAUAUAACUUUAUAGAUCAGUUCAUCGAUGGGGAGUACCACUUCGAUAUUGUUUGGAGUACUACAAAAUUGGCCAACGGCCAUGUCUGAAUUGAAAAACUGCCCAAGGUGGUUAGUGUUCGUCUUUUGUGUUCAACUCUUUGAUACUUCAGUGCCUACUACUUCAGGAAUUGCUGGAAUAUCCAAAAUCCUUGUACCAAAAUAUUCCUUUGUUUGAACUAUUCAUUCUCUAGGAUCAAUGCACAUAAUAGAAAGAUGAUGUUAGUAAUAUAGCAUUUGGCUCAUAGCUCU